This is a messenger RNA of Daphnia pulicaria, 809 nucleotides long. RefSeq lists its product as uncharacterized. Gene Ontology annotation, molecular function: protein dimerization activity; RNA polymerase II transcription regulatory region sequence-specific DNA binding; DNA-binding transcription factor activity, RNA polymerase II-specific. The transcript has 7 exons. The record is from RefSeq and is a predicted model, not a curated record. The coding region runs from base 130 to 660 and encodes 176 amino acids. Gene Ontology annotation, biological process: regulation of transcription by RNA polymerase II; developmental process. Lineage: Eukaryota; Metazoa; Arthropoda; Branchiopoda; Diplostraca; Daphniidae.
CAAAAAUAUCACUUCCGCCUGUUAACGAUCCGUCUUCCCCUCUUCCUCCAUUAUGCCUUAACGGAUAAAAACAAGUGGAGCGAUCGAUAAGAUGUACAACUAACUCAUCACGACUAGAAGAGUCUUGCGAUGUCCGAUCAACAAGUUCUACCAUAUCCUACCUCGUCGUUCGUUACUGUACAAGAGGGAAACGCAUUUUCAAUCACCUGGAAUUCUGCGUCGCUGGGUACACAAGAAGAGAACUUCCGUCCGUACAGCAAUGGAUCAUCUGCUACUCAUUAUUCGGAUGAUAUUGGCGCCCACGGAGCAGGAACGGGGAAAAAGUGUAACAUUAAAUCCAAUUAUCGCCAUAUUCCUCACAUACCUCACAGCGUCCGUCCAGCGUUUCAAGUAGCUCGACGAAACGCACGAGAGAGACGUCGUGUUCAAUCAGUCAAUGUUGCCUUUUCAAAACUUCACCAGGUUGUUCCAACUGACUUUGGAGAAAGCGAAGGAAACACGAUCGAUAAAACCAGAGGUCCAGCUUACGAAGAUGUAAGAGCUCGUCGUUCGAGUAAAGUUGCUAUCUUGAGGAGAGCAAUUGAUUACAUCAGACUUUUAGAAGAAGUUCUGCUCAUUCAACAUCAAAGCGCUGUUAUCUCCUACGUAUCUGAAAUCUAAUGGUCAUCCGUUCUACUAAUUUUCGCUUAAGCAUACUAGUUUUUAAGACCGAUAAUUCGUUGUCAUUUCUGACAGUAAUAUGAUAAUCAUGUGUUUGUUCAUCUUUACAAAAACUGUUGGUUUAAAGUCUUCACAUUAUAAAAAUUAAU